AUGGAUCCCCGGGUCAAUAAGCUUAAUCUUAAGCUUCUUGAUGACGUUGAGAAGCUAGAGAACCUAUCUCGGGAUUUUAAAAGGCAUAUUCAACGAAGAGAGUCUAAAGACCUCUCAAUUCCACAAAUCAGCUGCAAAUCAGCCAAAAAAAAUGGGGAAUCGCUUCUUAGGACUAGGGGCUCGGCUCUAUCGCCUAUAUGCGCAAAUAGGAUGAUGGUAAAAAGGCAGGAUGCUGAGGCUAAGAAGUUGAUUCGUCUACAAGCAAGGCAGGCCAAUGCCUUAGAAGCUCAAUCGCAGGCCCAAUUAGCUAGGGAUUUAGCUGAAGCUGAGCAUGAAGCUUCAAUGGCAGCAAGAGAUAGUAGUGGUGGAAAUUGGUAUAUAGAUAUUACUGGGGGUUACCUGUAA
Molecule: messenger RNA, 405 nt
Organism: Penicillium robsamsonii
Lineage: Eukaryota; Fungi; Ascomycota; Eurotiomycetes; Eurotiales; Aspergillaceae
Exons: 3
Coding region: 1-405 (134 amino acids)
Source: RefSeq, a predicted model, not a curated record